CGGAUUCACGGGCCGAGCCGGUGCUGUGGUCAGGUCCGGCCGACCGACGCGUGGCCAUCUCCAUCGGUCAAUCGCGCUCGAGCGUCUUUCCCUUCCAUUUGCACCAUCCUGGAAAGCCGCUUCUCUUUCAAUUCAACCGGCCGCCGCCGUCUCUAAAAGGGCCGAGGAAUCUGCAUGAGCUGAUCGAGCUGCUCUUCUAGGUUGCGCUGCGCUGCGUUGCGUUGCGUUGGUGGUAGGGCGGCGUGACGGGACAGCGCCCUUCACAUUCACAAGUCAACAGCGCGAGCUGCCCAGCUAGCUGAGCGCUCAUCCCUCCGCCCUGCUCUGCUCGUGAGUUGGGCAUGCCCAUGGAGAGCGGGAGGAGGCAAGCAGGUGUGGUGGCGAUCGAGUGCGUCGCGGGCGGGUCGCGGGCGGAGGAGUGGGGGCCCGGGAGCAGCGAGACGGUGCAGACGGGGGACGUCGUGGAGGAGCUCCUCAUCGGGGUCGGCGGCCGGGGCGGGCCCGCCGCGCACGCCGCGCCCUUCAAGGGCGGCCGCGCCGCGCUGCAGAAGCUCCUGCACGCGGCCUACAAGCGCGGGGAGACCUCCGUCGAGGUCCGCGUGCGCCGCUCCGCCUCCUCCUCCGCGCAGGGGCAGCGGCAGCUCGUCGCCGGCGGCAGCGACAGCAGCGGGGAGCUGGUGGACGCCGCCACCGAGGCUAGGAUGCAGGCCUGCAUCGUGCCGCAGGAGUCCGUCGGCGGCGGCGGGAUUGGCCGCAGCCGCCAGUACGUGCUCCGCUCCAUCCGCGACCCCAACUACGCCGUCGGCCUCGUCGACCGCAUGGAGAGCGAGUGCAUCGCCAUCAGAGGCUCGAGGAGCUCGAGGGUGGUGUGCGCGCUGAGCAAGGCGCAGCUGCAGGACGGCUACGUGUCCUACCCGUGGGAGAAGAAGAUGCGGGAGGUGCUACCAAUCCCCAGGUCCAGCAGCUUCCUCUCCUUGCUCAUUCUGCCCAUGGCGCUCGACCGUGCCGGCUCCCGCUACAACUCCGUCGAGGACACCCUGGCCCGCGCCAACGCCUGGAUCCUCUCGUCUCAGGCGUCCGGCGUGCCCAUUGCCUUCUUGAACGUGCAGACUGAGGCCCUUCUCACCAAGAUCUCCGGCGAGACAGCAUCAUCGACAGUCAACUCGGGCUCGCUGGCCGACCUCCCGAACCUCGCCAACGCCAGCCUUUAUGGCUUCGAGGACUAUCACGGCGUGGACAUCGGCGUGGUGAAGGCGGUGCGCGUCUGGUACACGGCCGCUGCUGGAGAAAUGCCUGUGGAGAUCAUCCUCGAGCAGGGCGACGUCAGGCUCGGCUUCGCCAUUAGCCGCACUGAAGAGGGUUUCAUCUACGUCUCGUCCGUGGUGGAGAACGACGUCGAGCACCAGGCACCGUCGACGCGCUCGGGGCUCCGCGACCUCUAUCGGGAGGCGAAGCGCGCGUCCAAGCUGCUGGUCAUCUCGAGGGUGUCGGGCCAAAAGGUGCUGCCGUGGAUGGUGUCCACUUCCGGCGCCAUUCGGUGCUUCGACACCGUGUCCCUCAGCCAGAAACUGUCCCUGCACCGCCACGCUCUGCGCCCGAUCCUUCUUCACGUGCUCAUGUGGGACGGCGAGUCCGACCCGCCGACUCUGCCAGCGCGCGAGCCCGCCUGCCCGCUGCCGCUGCCUUUGCCGUCCCCGGAUUUCGCGGAGUUGCCGCGGCAGAACUCGUUUGCGUGCGUCGACCAGCGCAUGCAGACGGAAGGGGACCCCGGGGUCAUGCACGAGAGGGAUACCGCUGGGGAUGCAUCCUUCAGGUUCCAUAAUUUCUCGCUGCCCAACAACUGGGUCUGAUAAAUGCUACCACAUGCUCGGAUGUCCGAGUUGGUCGCUGUACAUAUGUAGAUUUACAUGAGUUGCUUUGUGCUGAGAAAGGGCAGCUUGUAGUGUAACUUCACUUGUUGUGUGAGAAGUACAGUAUAAUUUUGGUCGAUGAAAAUGUUCUCUGUUUUAGACAUUA
Molecule: messenger RNA, 2016 nt
Organism: Sorghum bicolor (sorghum)
Lineage: Eukaryota; Viridiplantae; Streptophyta; Magnoliopsida; Poales; Poaceae
Exons: 4
Coding region: 342-1850 (502 amino acids)
Source: RefSeq, a predicted model, not a curated record